Dentiscutata heterogama is the source of this 348-nucleotide messenger RNA. The record is from the annotation of a GenBank genome assembly. NCBI's taxonomy places the organism in Eukaryota, Fungi, Glomeromycota, Glomeromycetes, Diversisporales, Gigasporaceae.
AUGGAUGAUGCAAAGAAAAAGAUAAAUGAUACUGGGUCAAGGUUUACAAAAUGUGGUUGUAAUCGGCGGGUCACAUCGCAAAAAUGCCCAACUGCACGUUGUUGGACUUUUGUUCUUGUCGCGUCCAAGGAAAUCGUAAUGAAUAGAAAAGUAAGUAUUGAAGACACGGAAGUUUGUUAUGUAAGCUUUUGCCGAAAGGGUCUACUGAUUAUUGAGGCGGGAGGAGAAGGGAUCAACUACAACAAUCGUUCACCUUCAUGGUCGCAAAUUUUCCUCCGGAGUCAAGUGGCCAGGAACUUAUCUAUAACGACGAUAAGUAUUCCACCUUUCCCAUUUUUAUCUUCUUGA